Momordica charantia (bitter melon) is the source of this 3268-nucleotide messenger RNA. The record is from RefSeq and is a predicted model, not a curated record. Lineage: Eukaryota; Viridiplantae; Streptophyta; Magnoliopsida; Cucurbitales; Cucurbitaceae.
GUUUCGUUUCUUCAUUGUAGUUUUCGUUGGGAAACAGUCUGCAACCAAACCACGAGCAAAUCAGAAAUCAUCGAAGGACGAGGCAACAGCUCUCUGCUACCUUCUGCCUCUAACGCCUUCUCGCUGCCGCUGAGCGUCUCCUUCGAGAGUGAGGAGUUCGGCGCCAGUUAAGAUCAUAGAUUUCCGGCACCUUGAUCAAAAGUCAAUAAAGACCUGCAGCUAACAAGUUUUAACAACACUUAAAAAGGAGCUGGAUCGUUAUACUUCCUCCCUAUUGUGAUAAGAUGAAUGGGACUAAGAGUGGCACUCACACGAAAAAUCCAUCUGUUAGCUCACUUCCCCUCAUUUUGGAUGUUGAAGACUUUAAGGGCGAUUUUUCCUUUGAUGCAUUGUUCGGAAAUUUGGUGAAUGAGCUCCUUCCAUCAUUUCAAGAGGAUGAAACUGAUUCAAUAGAAGGACACAACAUUAGCAAUGAUGCUUUUCCUAAUGGGCAUUUACGGGCACCGUCAGAUACAAUYAAAUUCUCCCAAGGGCUGUCCACUCCUUUGUUUCCAGAAGUUGACAARCUCUUAGCCUUGUUCAAGGAUUCUAGCCAAGAGUUGGUUGAUCUUCGGAAACAGAUCGAUGGUAAACUUUACAAUCUCAAGAAAGAAGUUGCUGCCCAAGAUUCCAAGCAUCGCAAGACACUUGCUGAGUUGGAAAAAGGUGUAGAUGGCCUGUUUGACAGUUUUGCAAGGUUAGAUUCACGUAUCUCAAGUGUUGGACAGACUGCUGCAAAAAUAGGAGAUCAUCUUCAGAGUGCAGAUGCCCAAAGGGAAACUGCUAGUCAAACAAUAGAGUUGAUAAAGUACUUGAUGGAAUUCAAUGGCAGCCCUGGUGACUUAAUGGAGCUUUCACCAUUAUUCUCUGAUGAUAGUCGUGUUGCAGAGGCAGCUUCAGUUGCACAAAAAUUGCGUUCAUUUGCGGAGGAAGAUAUUGGACGACAAGGGAUUUCUGUUCCGUCAAUUGUCGGAAAUGCAACUGCCAGCCGAGGUUUAGAAGCUGCAGUUGCUAACCUUCAGGAAUACUGUAAUGAAUUGGAAAAUAGGUUGCUCUCUCGUUUUGAUGCAGCAUCACAAAGAAGAGAAUUAUCAACUAUGGCUGAAUGUGCUAAAAUUCUGUCACAGUUUAAUAGAGGUACUAGUGCCAUGCAACAUUAUGUGGCAACACGUCCCAUGUUUAUUGAUGUGGAAAUUAUGAAUGCGGACACCAGAUUGGUCCUCGGUGAGCAGGGUUUGCAGGCCACUCCGAGCAAUGUUGCUCGUGGGCUAUCUUCCUUGUACAAAGAAAUUACAGAUACUGUAAGAAAAGAAGCUGCAACGAUAAUGGCCGUAUUUCCUUCUCCCAAUGAUGUUAUGUCAAUCUUAGUCCAGCGUGUAUUGGAGCAACGAGUUACGGCCCUUUUAGACAAGUUAUUAGUGAAGCCAUCCCUUGUGAAUCUACCUCCAAUAGAAGAAGGCGGGCUUUUAUUAUACCUUAGAAUGAUGGCAGUGGCAUAUGAGAAGACGCAGGAGCUUGCUAGAGACCUACGAGCUGUUGGGUGUGGUGACUUGGAUGUCGAGGGCCUCACAGAGUCCUUGUUUUCUGCUCACAAGGAAGAGUAUCCCGAGCAUGAGCGGGCAUCUCUCACRCAGCUGUAUCAGGCUAAGAUGGAAGAGUUACGUGCUGAGAAUCAGCAGGUUCCUGAGUCGUCUGGUACUAUUGGACGUUCGAAAGGGGCUUCAAUAGCAUCUUCACCUCRGCAAAUUUCUGUCACUGUUGUUACAGARUUUGUGCGAUGGAAUGAGGAAGCAAUUUCUAGAUGCACUUUAUUCUCAUCUCAACCUGCUACUUUGGCGACCAAUGUAAAAGCUGUGUUUACUUGUCUGCUUGACGAAGUCAGUCAGUAUAUUACAGAUGGGCUUGAACGGGCUAGGGAUAGCUUGACCGAAGCAGCKGCUUUGAGGGAAAGGUUUGUGCUGGGUACAAGUGUUAGUAGAAGAGUGGCUGCUGCAGCUGCUUCUGCAGCRGAAGCAGCUGCAGCAGCUGGUGAAAGCAGUUUCCGAACUUUCAUGGUUGCUGUACAACGUUGUGGUAGUAGUGUGGCAAUAGUCCAGCAAUAUUUUGCAAACUCAAUUUCCAGGCUCUUGCUUCCUGUGGAUGGUGCCCAUGCUGCUUCGUGCGAAGAGAUGUCAACAGCUAUGUCUAGUGCAGAGGCUGCAGCUUAUAAAGGACUUCAACAGUGCAUUGAAACUGUAAUGGCUGAGGUUGAGCGGUUGCUUUCAGCUGAACAGAAGGCUACUGAUUAUAAGUCUCCUGAUGAUGGAAUUGCUCCUGAUCAUCGGCCAACAAAUGCCUGCACUAGAGUUGUGGCUUACCUUUCUCGCGUGCUUGAAUCUGCUUUUACUGCCCUUGAAGGUCUUAACAAGCAAGCAUUCUUAACUGAGCUGGGAAAUCGGUUGCACAAAGGCCUCCUGAGCCACUGGCAGAAGUUCACUUUUAAUCCUAGCGGAGGACUACGUCUGAAGCGUGACAUAAUAGAGUACGGAGAAUUUGUGCGCAGUUUUAAUGCUCCUUCUGUCGAUGAGAAAUUUGAGUUACUGGGCAUCAUUGCCAACGUCUUUAUUGUUGCUCCUGAAAGUCUCUCAUCUCUGUUUGAGGGCACCCCAAGUAUUCGGAAAGAUUGUCAAAGGUUUAUCCAGCUUAGAGAUGAUUACAAGAGCGCAAAACUCGCAGCCCGACUUAGUUCUCUGUGGCCAAGCUCAAGUUGAUAGGAAAUCGGCCUUAAAUCCGAGCUAUGACCUUGUAAGUCUCAUACUUUAGCAUCCAUCAAGCUCUCUAUAAGCUGCGUGACCUAAUAGUUGCCCSAAUUAGUUGGAUUUCCUGAUAGAGUUGGAAAUCUGUCCACAGCUUCUGAUGGAUAGAAAAGUUGAGCGAAUAGAUUUUUCGGGUUCCUAUCGUUUUGUUACUGUUUAUUAUUAUAUUCUUUUAGAAAAUCWAACUCUUAAUAUAUUUUUCUUAAGUUAGGAAAGUAUGGCGAUAGUUUUACUUUUACCAUUAAGAUUCAAUUUAUAGGUUGGUUUGUGGGACAGUUAACUUUAGGGAAGGGAACUCAGUUAUCUCCCAUGCUUGUUCUUGUAAGUUGUAAAUGAUUUUUCUUUUCUUUUUGACCUGUGGGGUUCUGACAACCAUAAUCUAGUGGGAUGAUGGCAAUAAUUUUCAAUUUGUUCAAAUUCUUUCUUUAUAUUCA